Aspergillus wentii DTO 134E9 is the source of this 367-nucleotide messenger RNA. RefSeq lists its product as uncharacterized. Bases 89 to 295 code for a protein of 68 amino acids. The transcript has a single exon. Lineage: Eukaryota; Fungi; Ascomycota; Eurotiomycetes; Eurotiales; Aspergillaceae. The record is from RefSeq and is a predicted model, not a curated record.
AUACAAAGACCAAGUAGGUACUGCAACGAGCGUUUCAUCAGUGCGCAAAACAGCAUAACUGGACAAAAGCAUAAACCUCAUCUUGGCCAUGACAGGUCUCGCAACGCUUUGUCCACAUAAUGCUGAUCACUUUUGCUGUCCGUUCAUCUCGCAGCCAUUAUUGGAUGGCUGGUUUGGACGGUUGCAUUCAACCCUGUCACAGUUGCCAAAUCUUGCCUGCUGCAGUCAUAGCUGUCAAUGCCAUUCUGUUCUGUAUAAUCAAUUCGCUGGUGAAUUCAUAUCAAAGACAAGCUAAAGUAGUUGGAAUAACGUAGGCAAUAAGGCGUACGUAUGGCAUAUGUAUACAAUCCGGUGGACCGCUGUAAAU